This is a messenger RNA of Phragmites australis (common reed), 1348 nucleotides long. Its product is annotated as protein EXORDIUM-like 7. Lineage: Eukaryota; Viridiplantae; Streptophyta; Magnoliopsida; Poales; Poaceae. The transcript has a single exon. Bases 71 to 1084 code for a protein of 337 amino acids. The record is from RefSeq and is a predicted model, not a curated record.
ACUCGAAGACCUCCAAAACCCAGCUCGCUCACUCCAGUGGUCAAGUGUUCGCUCCACUCAUCCCACCAAAAUGGGGCGGCUGCUCCCUCGCCACCCCUCCCUCCUCCUCGCCAUCGCCGUCGCCGCGAUCUGGAGCUGCAGCCCCGCGGUCGUGCGGUGCGCGCCGGUGUACGGCCCCGACUACCUGGUGGACGGGAACCAGCUGGUGGACAUGCAGUACCACAUGGGACCCGUCGUGUCCGGGUCGCCGACCAACCUAUACCUCAUCUGGUACGGCCGGUGGGAGCCCGCCGCGCAGGCCGUGCUCCGGGACUUCCUCGCCUCGCUCUCCGCCCCGGCCCCGUUCCCGGCCGUCUCCGACUGGUGGUCCCGCACGCCGCGGCUGUACGCGGACCAGACGGGCGCCAACGUGACGGCGGCGUUCGCCGUCGCCGGGGAACACUCCGACGCGGGCUACUCCCACGGCGCCUCGCUGCGGCGCAUCGACGUGCAGUCCGUGAUCCGGUCGGCGGUGUACGCGUACCCGGACCCGCUGCCGCUGGAUCCCUACAACGGCGCGUACCUGGUGCUCACCUCGCCUGACGUGCAGAUGGACGAGUUCUGCCGCGCCGUCUGCGGCUUCCACUACUUCACCUUCGCGUCCGUGGUCGGGGUCACUGUGCCGUACGCGUGGGUCGGGAACAGCGGCACGCAGUGCCCCGGCAAGUGCGCGUACCCGUUCGCCGCCGCCGCGGAGUACGGCGGCGGGGGAGGGGGACAGGCGGUGCUGCCGCCGCCGAACGGCAACGUGGGUGUGGACGGGAUGGUGAUCGUGCUGGGGCACGAACUGGCGGAGAUGGCGACCAACCCGCUGGUGAACGCGUGGUACGCCGGGGACACGCCCACGGCGCCGACGGAGAUCGCCGACCUCUGCCUCGGCGUGUACGGCGACGGCGGCGGCGCCGGUGGGCUCGUCGGGAACGUGUCCCGCGCGCCCGACGGCAGCGCCUACAACGUCAACGGCGUCAACGGCCGGCGCUUCCUGGUCCAGUGGCUCUGGAACCCCGUCCGCGGCGCCUGCUACGGUCCCAACGCCAGCAACUGAGACUGGGGCCUUCUUGCCUUCUUGCAAGGACGGAUCAGUUCCUCAUGCCAUUCUGCUCAAUGGCAUUGCAGUUGCAGCGAUCAAUGGCGAUUCGAUGGAUGGAUACAGUAUUAUCCGGCGAUCCCCAAGACAUCACUUCCGGUUUGAUCUGUUCCUUUGUCCGUUGAAGACGAGGAUUAGAUCAAAUGAAACCACUAAUUUUGAAGCAGCAACAAUGUAUGGAUCUUGGUUACAUAAACUCUGUGCAUUUUGAUCGAUCUAUGC